Molecule: messenger RNA, 2095 nt
Organism: Scylla paramamosain (green mud crab)
Lineage: Eukaryota; Metazoa; Arthropoda; Malacostraca; Decapoda; Portunidae
Product: mucin-2-like
Exons: 2
Coding region: 129-1310 (393 amino acids)
Cellular component (GO): extracellular region
Molecular function (GO): chitin binding
Source: RefSeq, a predicted model, not a curated record
UACUUAUGUCUGUGUGUGUGUGUGUGUGUGUGUGUGUGUGUGUGUGUGUGUGUGUGUGUGUGUGUGUGUGUGUUUUAUAAAGAAGGAGUGCUGUGUUUGUGUUUUAUCAGUCACUUCAUUUACACAGCAUGAAGAUACUCCUGACAGUCUCUCUGCUGGUGUGCAGCGUCGCCGCCCUUGACCAGUGUGUCCCAGACUGCACCAAUAUCACACCUGGGUUGGCCGUGCCGGACCCGUGGGACUGCACACAGUACUACUACUGCGGCAAAAAUGAGUUGCCCAUUGGGGACCCACAGAGCUGCCACCCAGGGGAUCACUUCGAACCUUCCGCCAACCUGUGUGUGGCAGGGUCGCAGUGCCAGGCAAGCUGUGGGUGUCUCCCGGACUGCAGCGGCCACUCAGAAGGCGAUUUUGUAGAGGACCCGAUGGACUGUACGCAAUUCUACGUAUGCGUGCACGAGAACGAGCCGUCCCAGCACCCCGUAGUGUGUCAGCCUCCCACAGGCGUGUUUGAUCCUGUGGUCGGCGUGUGUGUCCCCGGCGACACCUGCGACUCUUCCUGUGGCGGGGUGUGCCAUAUCCGGUGCAGGGGUGACGGGGAUCGCGUCGCCAACCCAGACAACUGCAGGGAGUACUUCCUGUGUGACAGCAACCUGGACCUGGAGGGACCCCGGCGGUGCCCCAGCGAGAGGCCUUACUUUGACGGGUGGAAGUGCGUGGAGGAGAGCUGGAAGUGCUGCGCUGUGGAGUGCAGCCCAUACUGCCGUGCCGGCGACGUGCAGAUCAUCGACCCCUGUGACUGCACCAGGUACUACAUCUGCAUUGACGAGGGCCCCGCCGAGGAGAAGCACCACUUCUCCUGCCCCUACGGCGAGACCUUCCAGCCAUCCUCCAGCGUGUGCGAGUCAGGGGCGCCUUGCCUCACCCUCUGCACCACAUCCGCCUGCACCAAGGUCACCACAACCACCACAACCACUCCCACCACCACAACCACCCCCACCACCACAACCACCCCCACCACCACCCCCACCACCACCACCACCACCACCACCACCACCACCACCACCACCACCACCACUGACCCAGGCUGCUUCACCUCCCUCACCUGUCCGGGCAAGGGGAACUACGCCAUGUGCGAGUAUUGCACUGAGGGAUACUACAAGUGCCACGCAGCGGGGGAGGGCGGGGUGCCUACUGUGUGUGAGGGCGGGUUUCUCUUCAACACAGACCCCACCUACCCCUACUGUGUGGAGGCCGCUGAGUGUCCCUACACGCCCCCGCGCUGCGCCCACUUUGCUGUACAUGAAUAACAAAAAAAGUUCAAUAACUUUAUAUAUAUAUAUAUAUAUAUAUAUAUAUAUAUAUAUAUAUAUAUAUAUAUAUAUAUAUAUAUAUAUAUAUAUAUAUAUAUAUAUAUAUAUAUAUAUGUUUUUUUUUUUUUUUUUUUUUUGCAGGGUUUAGCGGUAAGCUGAGUGAGUCACACUAUUGAGCCACUAUUCACUGCAUCCCGGCCAGUCACUCCAGCAUUCUUUAGCCACGAGGCACCGCUGAGACCUGCCUUUGUGUACAUCUUUUCUUCAUCCCAAGGCACUGACAAUUUUCCCUCUUUUUUUUUUCUUUUUUUCUUCAUUCAACGCUAAAGCUAACACUAGCCAACCACUCCAGAACCAAUGCUUCCUUAAUCACAAAGCAAAAAUAAAUCUUUCCUUGGUAACAAAGCUCUCUCAUUUUCGGUGUGUCUUCCUCUUCCUUUUUUCUGCAUCUGCUGCAAAGCGCUGCACCAGCUGGCCUCUGCAAAGAUCGAUCCCUUAUUCCUUCUCUCUCUCGCGUGCUGCUGCGUGUCACAGUCCCUGGCCACACAUCAUCACCACCACCACCACCACCACCACCACCACAACCACUGCCUGCACUCCAUUUUCACCAACGCCUUUGUAAUUCUUGUAUGAAAAAUGAAGCUAAAAUUAUACUCAUUUUUUUUUUUCAAUUAAUAUUUUUUUCGUUUUUUUUUUCUAUGCCUGGCCACUCUCUUCUACUCGUAUAUGUGUUGAAAAAAAAAUAUGUACAGAAACGAAAUACGAAAUAAAAAUAAAUGAUU